AUGGCAAAGAUUUCGGAGUUUGAAAGGCAGAGACAGGAAAAUAUCCAGCGGAACAAGGAGCUCUUGAAGCUGUUGAAUUUGGACUCUCUUUCUCAACUGAUUAAGAGAGAGCUUCCCAGAGCCAGCGAGACCAAAAAAAGGAAAACAACUCCAAGAACAAAAGCUGUCAAAAAAGAGGAUGUCGAACCGUCAAGAAGAUCACGCCGGAUUGCCGGAAUCAAGUCGGAAUUGGAAAACCCGGAAGAGUACAACCACAAAAAACUGGGGAGUUUGAAAUUUGAAGAUAAAGUCAUCAAAUCCGAUUCGACUGAACCAGAAGUGAAGCAAGAAGAGAAAGAAGAACUAAGCGAAGACAUCAAAAACGAUAAUAAAGUACUCCAUAGAUUGCAAGCUCUUGGAGACAAGUUUUCUGCUGGAGAUUUCUUUGAUAUAAUUCAAAAGAAUCCCAUCCAGUACGACGAUAAAGUAUUACAGUCGACUCGGGACGAGUUUGAUAAGUUGAAGAUCUACGAGAAACACAAUCCUCUCGAUAUCAAGAUCUCACACACCAGGAUCACAGCUAUCAAUUUCCACCCUUCAACGACUGAUAGAGUUGUGGCUGCUGGAGACACUAAUGGUAAUGUGGGAAUCUGGGCUGUAGACUCGGGUGAGGACGAUUCCGAGCCUACCAUAUCGAUUUUAAGACCUCAUGGUAAGGCUAUAUCUCGUAUCUUGACUCCUGUAGCUGAACAAAAUAAGCUAUAUUCGGCUUCAUAUGACGGUUCUGUUAGAGUGUUGGAUUUGAACAAGUUGGCGUCGACAGAAGUGGUGUAUCUUAAUGAUCCAUACGAAAACGACGAUUAUGCCUUGGGAGUUUCCGAUAUCAACUUCUGUGCCUCAGAUGCCAAUCUCUUAUACAUGACAACAUUAUCCGGAAGUUUCCAUAAGCACGACAUUAGAACGCCAUUCAAACCUCUCAAAAGCAAAGAUAUACUUCGUUUGCAUGAUAAGAAGAUCGGUUCUUUCUCUAUCAAUCCUAACAACACCUAUCAAAUAGCCACAGCUUCGUUGGAUAGAACCUUACGUAUAUGGGACUUGAGAAACGUCUCGAAAGCCAAUGCCGAAUGGUCAGAAUUUGAAAACCAAAUCUCACCGCAUUUAUAUGGUUCAUUCUCAUCAAGGCUCUCGGUGUCUUGUGUGGACUGGAAUAGCGAAAAUCGACUCGUCUGCAAUGGUUAUGAUGAUUAUAUCAACAUCUUUGAUUUAAACGAAGAAUCGCUUAUUCCGGACAAUUUGAAAGCAUUCAACAAAAUCAAACACAACUGUCAAACUGGUAGAUGGGUGUCGAUUCUUAAGUCCAAAUGGCAGGUUGCUCCAGAAGACGGUGUGCAGAAGUUUGUCAUUGCCAAUAUGAACCGAGCUUUAGAUAUCUAUGAUCAAAAGGGUCAGAUAAUAGCCCACUUAACAGACUCUGUAGGAGCAGUUCCAGCAGUCUGUGGAUUUCAUCCUACAAAGAAUUGGGUUGUAGGAGGAAGCGCUAGCGGAAAGGUGUACCUAUUUGAAUGACCUUUGAGGUUAACUUUGUUAGAUGAAGGUAACCAGACUGACAAGUCUACACAAUCUCGCAACUACAGUAGAAACAAUUAAUAUACACGUUUUUUACUUG
Molecule: messenger RNA, 1645 nt
Organism: Scheffersomyces stipitis CBS 6054
Lineage: Eukaryota; Fungi; Ascomycota; Pichiomycetes; Serinales; Debaryomycetaceae
Gene: PRW1
Exons: 3
Coding region: 1-1545 (514 amino acids)
Biological process (GO): regulation of DNA damage checkpoint
Cellular component (GO): nucleus
Molecular function (GO): DNA binding; protein binding
Source: RefSeq, a predicted model, not a curated record